CACGAACUUGAAGAUAAUGGAAAUGUUAGAAUUUCAUGCCCAGUAGAUGGUUGCACUGAAAUAUUAGAUCAGAAGGAUGUAAAAAAAUUCGCAAAUGAGGAAUCAUUUAGACGGUAUGAAAGAUUUACACUAAAUCUUGUAUUAUCCAAAAUUUCUACCUUUCAUUGGUGUUUAAACCCAAAUUGCGGAUCAGGACAGGAUCAUUAUCAUGGAGACAAUCUUCCUAUAAUGACCUGUAAUUCAUGCGGGCAAAAAUCCUGUGUUGUACAUGGACAUACGGUUGACAAUGUGUGUAAAGAAUGCACUCAGCUACUGGAAGAUGAAGUUAAUCGGCAAGAGGAAGAAAAUAGGCUAGCAACUCUUCGAAAUGCUGAGAGUGCAUCUGAAGCCUAUGUGAGUCAAUUAAAGCAAUGUCCAAGUUGUGCGAGUAGAAUUGAAAAAAAUGAAGGAUGUGAUCACAUGACAUGUAGAUGUCGUUAUCAAUUUUGCUGGGC
Messenger RNA from Dentiscutata heterogama, 494 nucleotides. Lineage: Eukaryota; Fungi; Glomeromycota; Glomeromycetes; Diversisporales; Gigasporaceae. The record is from the annotation of a GenBank genome assembly.